CAAAUUAUCUUUUUGAAGACUAGGCAGCAUGGUCUCCGACCUUAGCCUGUUCCAAACGGAACAAACGUACUAAAAAAAAAAAAAAAACGAAACGGAUAAAAUUAUAUAUUUUGAUAGGAAUUUCACAAAAAUAGGAGAAUAAAUUGAUUAAAAAAUGUUGCGCCAGCCGCUGACUCGGGCGAUUGCGUUAAGUUCGCCGUCCCGUGUGGCGCCCCUCGGGGCUCGCCGGUACGCUGAUGCCGUCCCUGCCCAACCUGAGAAGGUGGAGGUGUUCAUUGAUGAUAAACCUGUGUAUGUUCCUCCAGGCACCACAGUACUGCAGGCUGCUGCUCAAGUUGGUGUUGAAAUUCCCCGAUUCUGUUACCAUGAACGUUUGGCUGUCGCUGGCAACUGCAGAAUGUGUCUGGUUGAAGUUGAGAAGUCACCCAAGCCUGUUGCGGCUUGUGCUAUGCCUGUUAUGAAGGGUAUGAGAGUUAAAACUGACUCUGACCUCACUAAGAAAGCCCGCGAAGGUGUAAUGGAAUUUCUGCUUGUAAACCAUCCGUUGGAUUGUCCUAUUUGUGAUCAAGGUGGUGAAUGUGAUCUCCAGGAUCAAUCAAUGGCUUUUGGAUCUGACAAGAGCAGGUUCACCGAUAUUCAUUUCUCUGGAAAGAGGGCCGUGGAGGAUAAAGACGUUGGGCCCUUGAUCAAGACAAUCAUGACCCGUUGUAUUCAUUGCACACGGUGUAUCCGAUUUGCAUCAGAAGUCGCUGGAGUCGACGAUUUCGGUACCACCGGUAGAGGGUCUGAUAUGCAGGUGGGGACAUACGUCGAAAAGAUGUUCCUCUCUGAAUUGUCAGGCAACAUCAUAGACUUGUGUCCAGUUGGUGCUCUCACUUCGAAACCAUAUAGUUUUGCAGCUCGACCAUGGGAGACUAGAAGGAUUGACUCUGUCGAUGUUUUGGACCCCUUGGGUAGCAAUAUAGUCGUAACGACCCGUACUAAUGAAGUAUUACGUAUACUGCCUAGAACCAAUGAGGAAAUAAAUGAGGAAUGGCUGUCUGAUAAAUCUCGGUUUGCGUGCGACGGUCUCAAGCGGCAGCGUCUGGUGACGCCCAUGCUGGCCGACAGCCGCGGCAACCUUACGCCCGUCGAAUGGGAGGAUGCCAUCGUGGCCGCCGCCCGCGCUAUCCAGGAUUGCCCCCCUGACAAGCUUUUAGCAGUGGCUGGCGAUCUGGCGGACGCGGAAUCCCUUGUGGCUCUCAAGGACCUGGUAAACCGGCUUGGUUCAGAGAAUGUUUACACAGAGCGUGACUUCCCUCUAGAGGGUUCUGGCACUGACUUGCGGUCAUCGUAUCUCCUCAAUACUAAGAUUGCAAACGUGGAGGACGCUGAUUUCGUGUUGCUAAUUGGCACCAACGUUCGUUUUGAGGCGCCGUUGCUGAACGCACGCAUCCGCAAGGCAUUCAUACAUAAGGAGACCGACGUUGCGGUCAUCGGACCUAAAAUAGACCUCACCUACGACUAUUUGCACGUCGGUGAUUCAGCUUCCGUUGUAAAGGAUUUGGCGACUGGCUCAUCUUCUCAUGAGGUGCUGAAGAGGUUGGAUGCUGCCAAGAGGCCGAUUGUCAUCUUGGGAGCUGACCAGCUAAAGACACAGGAAGGUUCAGCACUACUCGCUUAUACUCAGGAGCUCGCUCUCAGGCUCCAAGACAAGCUUCAGGAUAAAAACUGGAAGGUGCUGAACGUGCUGCAACGCAGCGCAGGCGCGGUGGCGGCGCUAGACCUUGGCUACCGGCCAGGAGUUGCCACCGCUCUGGCGGCUCAGCCUCGCGUCGUAUUCCUGCUGGGCGCCGACGGUGGCGUCGUCACCAGGGAACAGCUGCCCAAGGAUGCCUUCGUAAUCUACCAAGGUCACCAUGGAGAUGUUGGCGCGAGCAUUGCGGACGUGGUGUUUGCGGGCGCGGCGUACACCGAGAAACGCGCCACCUAUGUUAACGCGGAGGGCCGCGCGCAGCAGACGCUGCCUGCUGUCUCGCCGCCUGGUCGUGCUCGCGACGACUGGAAGAUUAUACGAGCUCUAUCGGAGGUUGUCGGCGAACGUCUACCAUACAACAAUUUGGAUGAAGUACGCGACCGACUCGGUCAAAUCAGUCCCGCUUUAGUGUCGUAUGGGGAGGUGCAAGAUAACAACUACUUCGCGCAGGCGAGAGCUUUAUCAAAGAGUCUCCAGAAGCCUGUAUCUGGCACCCUAGAUGUCCAAUUAAAGCAGCUGGAAGAUUUCUUCAUGACUGACCCAAUCAGCCGGGCCUCGCCUACUAUGGCCAAAUGCGUGCAAGCCGUCAUCAAGCAGAAGUCGUCUGUGUAUUAAACAACUGUGUUGCAUCAGUUCAGUACACGAAUUCUUUUGAAAAAAAUCUUAAGAAGAUUGACGAAUUUAGUACCUGAUCUGACGUAAUGAUGCGAUUAUCCCCCGUCUUAAAAUUUCUCUAGAUAGACCCUUAAUUGUGGUUAGAAGUUUAAGUUGAUUUAUUAACUUCCGUGUGCUGUUUUUUGGAUAAAUAUGAAGAAGCUCUACAUUCAGCAAUACCCUAUAUAGGUUGUAUUGAAUAAUUAAAAGACCGAGUAAUAAAACAUUUAUUUUUUAAUAUAAUUCGUGUAAUGAAUUGUAUCUACGGUUAAAUAUAAGGAUAUGAAAUGUAUUUGUAACUGUUGUCGCUUUUGUGUUAAAAAAUACACUUAUCUCUUUGUAUAACAUAAUUAUUGGUAACUCGCAUUCAUAUAUUUUAGUACAAACCAUUUGCUGACAGACAAAUACACUCACGUUCCACAAUAUAAAAGCGACAGCAGUUAGAAAGUAGGAUAAUUUUUAAAUUCACUUACGCCUUUCUGCAAUCAUUUUUAAAAAGGUAUAGUAUAUAAUAUUUUCAUCAACCGUAUGUGUAUAAUGUGAUUAUUGAUGCUAUUUAUUUUGUUAUUUAAUAGUUAAGCGUAAAAAUGUUUUCAAUAUUUCCCUGUAUUAUUAUAUAACCAAGUAAAUAAUCAAUUUUAGAAUUCAAAAGGGAAGUAAACGUUUUGUAAUGUAAUAGUCUGGUAUUGGAAUGUAAGAACAGAUUUUGUACAUAGUAAAUGUUUGUAGUAUAAAAUAAAAUGUAGUAUAAUGAUUGUCGAA
Molecule: messenger RNA, 3151 nt
Organism: Galleria mellonella (greater wax moth)
Lineage: Eukaryota; Metazoa; Arthropoda; Insecta; Lepidoptera; Pyralidae
Gene: ND-75
Product: NADH-ubiquinone oxidoreductase 75 kDa subunit, mitochondrial
Exons: 14
Coding region: 155-2350 (731 amino acids)
Biological process (GO): ATP synthesis coupled electron transport
Cellular component (GO): membrane
Molecular function (GO): iron-sulfur cluster binding; NADH dehydrogenase (ubiquinone) activity
Source: RefSeq, a predicted model, not a curated record